Molecule: messenger RNA, 884 nt
Organism: Hypomesus transpacificus
Lineage: Eukaryota; Metazoa; Chordata; Actinopteri; Osmeriformes; Osmeridae
Exons: 6
Coding region: 1-840 (279 amino acids)
Molecular function (GO): ubiquitin-protein transferase activity
Source: RefSeq, a predicted model, not a curated record
AUGAUUGGCCACUCCGCAAUUCAUGGCGGUCCUACUCUGUCAGGGCUUAGUCUGGCAGUGGUGGAUUCCUUGAGAUAUGGCUCAAAGGAAACGGCCACAUCAUCGCUCUGCCUAGAGGACUGCUCAGAUAUAGACCACAGGGAAACCAUCGGUCUGUUGCUGAAGGAAGAAUUGGGUGAAGAAGAGUCUUCACGAGUAACCAACCUUUGUCUGGAGUGGUAUUUCCCGGUGCCAACCAAGGAGACAAACAGACUACUACUCUUCCAGCAGCUGCUUUCUCAUGCUGUACUUGGCAGAUCAAAUGCUCAAAUAAAGCAAAUCAGAAAGGGGUUGAAGGACACUGGAAUUUGGCCACUACUUGCCUGUCGACCAGAUGUUGCUCCCCUAUUGUUCCCCAGAGAGUCUGUUGUGAAACUCACCUCCCAACCCAGCAUCGUGCAGCUUGAUUGGCAUUCGCCAGACAACACCAGGAUUGGCUGGCAGAUGGUCCUAGAGUCCAUCACAUGGCCCCCAUCGAAACAAACAGAUGACAGUGACAACAGUGACAGUGAAAUCUCAGAUGGCAAAGUCAGCCUCAUCUCUGGAUUUCUUCGAACCUUCGUUGAAGAGGCAUCCCCAGACAUUUUGCGGCAGCUUCUGAAGUUCUGGGUCGGUUGGGAGGUGCCAUCCAAUACCCUCAAGUUAGAAAUUGUGAACUCAUGUGGUCGUAACCACCUACCAACCUCGAGCACCUGCUAUGAGCGUUUACGUAUCUCUAAUCACUACACCAGGUACUCCGCUCUAAAAGCGGAUCUAAUUAUAUGUCUACAGUCUGUUGAGAGUGGGUUCGGCCUGGUGUAAUAAGGUGAACAACUUAAAAAAACAUUUUAUUUUGCUUGUGACAC